Messenger RNA from Raphanus sativus (radish), 1952 nucleotides. Its product is annotated as ubiquitin-like-specific protease 1C. NCBI's taxonomy places the organism in Eukaryota, Viridiplantae, Streptophyta, Magnoliopsida, Brassicales, Brassicaceae. Gene Ontology annotation, biological process: proteolysis. Gene Ontology annotation, molecular function: cysteine-type peptidase activity. The record is from RefSeq and is a predicted model, not a curated record.
AGAGAGUGAUCCAAAAGAGUAACCGAGAGAUUCCGACCGAAGUGCCUAUCUAAAAAACAAGGGUUUUUUUUCUCUUUUUUUCUUUUCAAUUGGAUGAGAAGAAGAGAAGAAGAGAUGAAGAGGCAAAAAGUAAUCGAGUUAGAUCGCGUGGAGACGCCCCCGACGAAGGGCUUCAACAUAGACUGGGACAAUGUUCUGGUCGACGAGGAAGUCGUCCCCGACUUGGAGAUCGUCGGCGACAAAACUCCGCCGCGCGAGCCUGCUUUCUCCUCCGGCGGCGGCGAUGAUUCCGCCGUCUGCGUGAAAACCCUCAAGGAUAGCGAGCUCGACGAUCAUCUCAAGCGCCAGAGAUCGCUCCUCUCUUCUUUCGGUGACAGGUUGCCGGACAACGGCGAGAGAAUCCGGUCCAGGAUCGGAAACCUCGAGUACGAGAAGCAGCGAAGGUUCUUUCGCCGCGCCAAAUCGGAUACUGACGAAUGUCAGAUUCUCGUUCAGCCAAAAAGCUCAGAUGUGUUUAAGCAAGCGAAUACAGCGACAGGAUCGAAAGAAGUCUCUCGGUCACCGUUUUCUGCUCAUUUUAGUAUCAAUCUCAAAGUGGAGGCACGACCAGUGAAACUAUUUAACGAAGAGAGUCAAGAUUUGGGACGUGAAAGCUGGAAACGAAAGGAUAGUGGUGUAGAGACGACAACAAAGCAAAGCAAUGGGUGGCGGUCGUUGCCAAGACUAAGCGGCAAGUCUCUGAUCGGUGAAACAAACUUUUAUUCUGGAUUUAAGGACCCAAAAGGGAAUCGCAAACACGAAGAAGCUUUUGGAAAUAGAAAAAGAAAGCCAAAGGAAUCUUCUCCUUAUUUGCUCGUCGAUGAUGAUGAUGAUGAUGAUGAUGAUGAAGACGGCGUCGUUGGCUAUGAUACUCCUAGGGAGUUGAGUUGUAAAGCAUCUCUAUCGCAGAGGUCAAGCCGCAGGAAGACAUUAGAUGAUGAUAAAGUAAUAAAUUUGGAUGAAGAGGAACCUGAGUCUCCAGUGGUGGUAGUAGAGGAAGCACUUGAACUUCCUGAAGGGUUACCAGGAGAUAUUUGCUAUCCAUCAAGGGAUGACCCAGACCUUGUUCAAGUGUCUAUUGAUGAUCUUAAAUGCCUUUCACCUCGUGAAUGUCUUACAUCUCCAGUUAUUAAUUUCUACAUCAGGUUCCUGCAGCACCAGGUGUUUGCAGCGAAUCAAACAGCUGCUGAUUGCCAUUUCUUUAACACAUUUUUUUACAAGAAGCUCAUAGAAGCUGUCUCAUACAAGGGUAACGACAAGGAAGCAUCUUUUGUUAGGUUGAGACGGUGGUGGAAAGGUUUUGAUCUAUUCCGUAAAUCAUAUAUAUUUAUACCAAUUCACGAGGAUCGACACUGGAGUUUAGUAAUCAUUUGCAUCCCAGACAAGGAGGACGAAUCUGGUUUGACUAUACUUCACUUGGAUUCAUUGGGAUUUCACCCAACAAGAUCAAUUUUAAAUAACGUCAAAAGGUUUCUGAUAGAGGAAUGGAGUUACCUGAAUCAAGAUGCUUCUCUACCGGAUUUACCAAUCUCAGAGAAGAUAUGGAGAGACCUUCCAGAUAGAAUCAACGAAGCUGAAGUGAAGGUUCCGCAGCAAAAGAAUGAUUUCGACUGUGGUCUGUUUGUGCUCUUUUUCAUACAACGGUUCAUCGAAGAUGCUCCUCAGAGGUUGAAACUGCAGGAUUUGGGGAUGAUUCAUAAGGAGUGGUUUAAACCAAGUGAAGCCUCCGCUUUGAGGAUUAAAAUAUGGAACAAACUUAUUGAGCUAUUCGGUGAGAGUGUAAUCAAAUAGAUUAAAGCUGUACAGAACAGAACCUCCAUGAUUCAUGCCAUACAUAACGCUCGGUGAUCAAUGCUCUCCUUUUUUUUUGUCAACAGAUCAAUGCUCUCUAAGUAGGCUUUUUUCACAAAUCA